AUGCCGAAAGACUUCUCCGCGCACCAACCCAAGACAAUCCGUCUAUACCCCCUCUCGAACUACACAUUCGGCACCAAGGAAACACAACCGGAGGAAGAUCCCUCGGUGCUGGCGCGUCUAAAGCGUCUAGAAGAGCACUACGAGCAGCAUGGCAUGCGCCGUACCUGCGAGGGUGUCCUCGUCUGCCACGAGCACAACCACCCGCAUGUGUUGAUGCUGCAGAUCGCGAACGCCUUUUUCAAGCUGCCCGGUGACUACCUCCACUUCGAGGACGAAGAAAUCGACGGUUUCAAGAAGCGCCUCAACGAGCGUCUGGCGCCGGUGGGAUCGCAGUUCUCCGGCGAAGGCGUCAACGAGGACUGGGAGAUUGGCGAUACGAUCGCGCAGUGGUGGCGGCCCAAUUUCGAGACGUUCAUGUACCCGUUCCUGCCGGGACAUGUGACCCGGCCCAAGGAGUGCAAGAAGCUGUAUUUCAUUCAGCUGCCUAAGAAGAGUGGGUGUCUCUCCACGCACGGUGUCGGGGGAGGUCCUCUCCGUCCCAAAGAAUAUGAAGCUCCUGGCGGUCCCGCUGUUCGAACUCUACGAUAA
Molecule: messenger RNA, 588 nt
Organism: Aspergillus terreus NIH2624
Lineage: Eukaryota; Fungi; Ascomycota; Eurotiomycetes; Eurotiales; Aspergillaceae
Product: cleavage and polyadenylation specificity factor subunit 5
Exons: 3
Coding region: 1-588 (195 amino acids)
Cellular component (GO): mRNA cleavage factor complex
Molecular function (GO): mRNA binding
Source: RefSeq, a predicted model, not a curated record